CGAGAUUUUUCGGGGCAAUUCUAUAAACUAGGCAACUGGCGGUGGUUGCCAAAAUGUCUUACACCAUGUUGACUUUCUGCUUAUUUUCGUUGUUGGCUUUUUCUUCCGCUUGCUACAUCCAGAACUGUCCCAUUGGAGGGAAGCGGUCUAUUCUGGACAUGGAAGUCAGAAAGUGCAUUUCCUGCGGACCUAGGAACAGAGGCCACUGCUUCGGGCCCAGCAUCUGUUGCGGGGAAGAGCUCGGUUGUUUCUUUGGCACAGCAGAAACGUUGCGAUGCCAAGAAGAAAAUUUUCUCCACCCUUGCGAAUCUGGAAGGAAACCGUGUGGGAACAACGGAGGGACGUGUGCUGCCUCCGGCAUCUGCUGCAAUCACGAGGGUUGCCUGGUUGACUCCAUAUGUGAUCAAGAAUGAGAAGACUCACGGAAGGACACCGCAAAAACAAUUUUUAGCUUAUGAACUGGUAGAUAAUGCCAAACUGAUGCGACAGAUGGUUCUGAAAUGUUUGCUAGAAGCCUGCAAUUCAUACAUUUGUGCAAAAUAAAAGUUGAACAGCCAUUAAAA
Molecule: messenger RNA, 563 nt
Organism: Pantherophis guttatus
Lineage: Eukaryota; Metazoa; Chordata; Lepidosauria; Squamata; Colubridae
Product: neurophysin 1-like
Cellular component (GO): extracellular region; secretory granule
Molecular function (GO): neurohypophyseal hormone activity
Source: RefSeq, a predicted model, not a curated record